Molecule: messenger RNA, 1181 nt
Organism: Hyaloscypha bicolor E
Lineage: Eukaryota; Fungi; Ascomycota; Leotiomycetes; Helotiales; Hyaloscyphaceae
Product: glycoside hydrolase family 131 protein
Exons: 3
Coding region: 261-794 (177 amino acids)
Source: RefSeq, a predicted model, not a curated record
UUCUCCAUGUCCAUCGCUGCCCUGAUCGGGUCUGCCUCUGCGAUGGCCGUUUUUAUUAUUUCAAGGCGAGUUCUGACAUCAGUUCUGGCAUUGGUCGAAUCAAGUGGCCCAUACCAGUACUACAUCGUAAGUCUUUCCUCGUCAUGUGACGCUAACGUCACAACAGGCCUCGACCCAUCAUACAAGAACCCCGCCGACACAAGCAGCACCAAGACGCCAAGCUUACCUUGGGCAGCACUUCCUUCUGGAACGGCCAGGCCAUGCACCAAACGGAACUGAUUCUCCAAAGAACGGCGGCAAUCAACAAGGGAACAGUGUUCUAUCACUUCAAUUUAAUGCAAAGCAACACGAAUUCCCCGUCCAUCUACCGAAAGCAUCAAAUCUGCUUCUUCGAGUCUCACUACACGGAGCCCAAAUCUGUAUUGAUUUCGGGAGAGAGCGGAACCAGCGAUCCAUUGUCGAUAUGGGAUAUUGGUGGGACCACGAAGUGGAGCACGAAUUGGACAGAUGUUGUUUGGCAUAAUGUUGCUUAUGAGAUCGGACGUCUUCUUGAUAACUUUGGGUUCUUAGUUGCUCUCUGGCACUCGGCAGGUUCGGACCCAUUGACUUUGACGGUUCCAGCCGUGAGCACGUCCGUCUCAUCGAAUGGCGUAGACUGGCAUUUGGGUGUUCUUGAACUCCCUGUUUCGGACCAGAAGGACUCUACGGAAGACUUCUUCUUUAGUGGAGUGCACAUUGAGAGUAGCUCGUUGACGAAAACGGUUACUGGGCCCGCAGGUGUAUCACGACCCUAGAGCUGGUGUUCUCAGUGGAAAACAGCUGUAUUGGGUGUGUGGUGUACGUCUAAAGAGAGAAGAAGGAGCGGGGAGCUCGAGAACUUAGAUACAGGGUGCCGCGCCAAGAGAUCAUGUGACGACACAACAAGGCGCAAGCCCUAGAAUCCGUCGAGAAACCACAUAAGUGAUUCUGUGAGAACAUUUGGGGAAUGUUCCGGUGAGUUGCCGCAAAAUGGGUAUCAAAGGAUCCAUCGAGAGCCAGAGCGAACAUUAGACUUGGAAGAUCUGAGGGAAAGGGGGUUCUCAUUCUGCUGUAUAUAUUCUUCAGGAGUACAUAUCUGCUGAGAUGUCAUGGAAUUUUCUAUUGUUCAUCCUCUUUACCUUAUGCCUUGCAUAUUAUAAAUU